Messenger RNA from Melanaphis sacchari, 3247 nucleotides. RefSeq lists its product as uncharacterized. Gene Ontology annotation, biological process: sensory perception of chemical stimulus; detection of chemical stimulus involved in sensory perception of taste. Gene Ontology annotation, cellular component: membrane. Lineage: Eukaryota; Metazoa; Arthropoda; Insecta; Hemiptera; Aphididae. Gene Ontology annotation, molecular function: taste receptor activity. The record is from RefSeq and is a predicted model, not a curated record. The transcript has 18 exons. Bases 7 to 3168 code for a protein of 1053 amino acids.
CCGACCAUGUUUGAUGGAAAUACCGAACCGGUGUAUUUAAAAAAUCGGGAUUUCACGUACGGACAGCAGCAGCCUCAACCAAAUGAAUUGCAGUUGGCUGAUUCGACGUUUAAUUCAAAAGACAAAAUGGAAAAAUACACCAGUAAACUUGAAGUACAAGAUGAACUUGGCAUGCCGGUAAACUACGUAAGAAUUAAAGCCCUAGAAGAUGAUAUUCGGACGAAUAUAAUUAGUGAUAAAAAUUCAUUGCACAGAGCCAUCACUCCAGUAUUAAUUUUGGCGCAAAUUUGUGCUCUUUUACCAGUUCAAGGAAUUCAAGGAAAAAAUACAAGUUAUUUAGUUUUCAAUUGGUUUUCCUGGACAGUUUUUUAUGUAUGCAUUGUGAUAGCUGCGUCCCUUUUAAUUCUUUCAUUUUCAUUCAUCAAAAUAUACAUGACUGGACUGACGUAUUACAGCACGGGAGAAAUUAUGUUUUUCGGAAGUUCACUGGUAAUUUAUAUCUUAUUUAUUCAUUUGGCCAGGGAAUGGCCAAAAGUUAUGGAAAAAUGGGAACUAAUGGAACGUGAAAUGAGACAGUUUGGUUAUCCUCCCAAAAUGGCUAUUAAGUUCAAAAUUCUUACAAGUAUUGUAAUGACGCUUGCUUUAAUUGAACACUCUGCUUCCGUUAUAACGGGAAUAAUGAAAGCAAUUCCUUGUUCGACGGGUGGACUUGAUAUUUUUCGAGCUUACUUCUCAAUGUCUUUUCGACAAGUCUUUACAUUAAUCAAUUAUUCACUUGUAAUAGCUGUACCUUUGGGACUUUUUAAUUGUAUGCUUGCUUGUGCUUGGAAUUAUAUGGAUUUAUUUAUUAUCAUACUAGCAUGUGCUUUGUCCGAUAGAUUUAAGCAGCUUAAUCAAAAACUAGCCAGUAUCAAAGGAAAGGUGCUUCCAGGUACAUAUUGGCGGAAAUCUAGAGAAACAUAUAACCUAUUAGCGUCGUUAACUAAAGACUUUGAUGAGUUUUUGUCGCCGGUGAUAUUAUUAUCAUUUGCUAAUAAUUUGUAUUUUAUUUGCUUACAGCUUCUAAAUAGUUUGAAACCAAUGCACGACGUUUGGGAGGCUCUUUACUUUGUGUUCUCAUUUACAUAUUUGGUUGGAAGAACAUGUGCUGUGCUUCCAGGUACAUAUUGGCGGAAAUCUAGAGAAACAUAUAACCUAUUAGCGUCGUUAACUAAAGACUUUGAUGAGUUUUUGUCGCCGGUGAUAUUAUUAUCAUUUGCUAAUAAUUUGUAUUUUAUUUGCUUACAGCUUCUAAAUAGUUUGAAACCAAUGCACGACGUUUGGGAGGCUCUUUACUUUGUGUUCUCAUUUACAUAUUUGGUUGGAAGAACAUGUGCUGUAUCUUUAUACGCCGCUUCCAUAAACGAUCAAAGCAAAAAACCGAAAGCCAUCCUAUUUUCUGUGCCAACUGAAAGUUAUGGAGUAGAGGUAGCAAGAUUCUUAAUGCAAGUGACAUCUGAUGAAUUAGCAUUGACUGGAUGUAAUUUUUUUUCAGUAACUAGAACUUUAAUGUUAACGGUUGCUGGGACAAUAGUCACAUACGAGAUUGUAUUAAUACAGUUCAACAGUGUAAACAGUGAAGUUAAUGAUAUAAAUAAUACUAUUAAUUUUAAAUUCGGAAACAGCGAGUGUGAUGAGUUUAGUUGUAUUAUAGUAACGACAUUAGUUUUAAAAAUUUUUAUUAUGUCUGACGAAACCACUUUAGGGCCCGUUUAUCUCAAGAGCAGGAAUUUCAUUGAAUCUGGAUAUGAACGACAGUUGAAACAAAAUUCAUUAUCGGAUCCAGUAGACGUUUCAAGUUAUAACACGUUUAGUUUAAAAAAAAAGAAGGGAAACAUUGCACUUGAAAUACAAGAUGAUCUUGGGAUGCCAGUGAAUUACGUGAGAAUCAAAGCUUUGGAAGACAGUAUAAGGAAGGAUAUAAUUAGCGAUACAAAUUCGAUGCACAAAGCCAUAAUUCCUGUACUUAUUUUAGCGCAAAUAUGCGCUAUUUUACCAGUUCAAGGCAUUAGAGGACAAAACACUAGUUAUUUAGUUUUCAAUUGGUUCAGUUGGCGAGUGAUAUAUAGCUUUAUUGCAAUUGGAAUGUCUAUCACAAUGGUUUUGUUUAUAAUAUUAAACUUGUAUUAUAAUGGACUGACAUACGACAUCACAGGUGAUAUAGUAUAUUUUGGAGGUUCACUAGUCACUUACAUAGUUUUUAUUCAUUUGGCAAGGGAAUGGCCAAAUAUUAUGGAAAAAUGGGAACUAAUGGAACGUGAAAUGAAACAAUAUGGAUACCCACUUAAUAUGGCAUUUAAGUUUAAAAUUUUAACAAGCAUUGUUAUUUUACUUUCAUCAAUUGAACACUUUGCUACUAUUUUAACAGGAGUAUUGAGAGUUUUACCUUGUUCAUCUGAUGGACUAGAUAUUUUUCGAGCUUAUUUUUUGACAUCGUUUAAAACGGUCUUUACGUUUAUAAACUAUUCGUUUAUAGUAACUAUUCCUUUGAUGUUUUUCGAUUGUCUGUUUUCUUUUGCUUGGAAUUGUGUGGAUUUAUUUAUAAUUAUACUUGCCUGUGCUUUGACCAACAAAUUCAAGCAGCUCAACAAAAAAUUGGACAGUGUCAGGGGAAAAGUACUUCCAAGUAUGUAUUGGCGGAAGUCUAGAGAAACAUUUAAUACUUUAGCAUCAUUAACUCAUGACUUGGAUGAAUUUUUAUCUCCAGUGAUAUUAUUAUCAUUUGGCCAUAAUUUGUACUUUAUUUGCUUACAACUUCUUAACAGUUUGAAGCCUAUACACAGUUCUUGGGAAGCUCUAUGUUUUGCAUUUUUAUUUACAUAUCUAGUUGGAAGAACUUGUGUGGUGUCUUUGUAUGUCGCAUCCAUUAAUGAUCAAAGCAAAAAACCAAAAACCGUUUUAUUCUCUGUGCCAUCAGAGAGCUAUGGAGUCGAGGUAGAAAGAUUUUUACUACAAGUGUCUGCUGACGAAUUAUCAUUUACUGGUUGUAAUUUUUUUUCUGUCACGAGGACGUUUAUGCUAACGGUGGCUGGAACUAUAGUCACGUACGAGAUAGUAUUAAUACAAUUUAACAAUGUGGCUAGCGGAGUAGCUGAUCACAAUAAUACUCUUAUUAAUAUUUGUCCAUAGUUAUUAUAUUAGGAAUAGAUUGACUGAAAAACAAAGUUAAUCAGCUCCUUAUUGAUUAAGAACUAUUAUGAAAAUUAUA